Messenger RNA from Rhipicephalus microplus (southern cattle tick), 2242 nucleotides. RefSeq names its product endoplasmic reticulum membrane-associated RNA degradation protein. Lineage: Eukaryota; Metazoa; Arthropoda; Arachnida; Ixodida; Ixodidae. The record is from RefSeq and is a predicted model, not a curated record.
AUUUUGGUUUGCUUAGCCGCUGGUUUAGCUUCGCGUGCGGGUACCCUAGAACAUCAUUAGCGACCGGUUUGGUUCCUUACCAAUCUGUCAAAGCUGCGAAAGUAAAGCUGCAUGGCAGUGCAACAAAACUGUGCGCCCGUUUCGGCGAGGUGAUCAAAACAUGGGCGACGUCUCGACGCAGACAUGCCUCUCGCCGCGCGUUUGGAAAAUGAUCUGCGAGACGGGAGUGUCGGAAAAUACCGAAGACAUUCUUACGAAGACCCUUACCAUUGACACGGUGCGGCUGAAGGGCGUGCUAGACUCCUGCGAAGUUGCGGAAGGCCACGAGACAUGGCACUCGAGAGCGUUGGAGGUUCUGUCGCCAUCGAUCCAUCACAUCAGAACAGCCUACAUGGCACUGUCCAGGGAAGAAUUUCGGGACAAGGCUGUAAGAUUUUCCUUGUGGACAGAUUCAGAGAAGGACGUGCAGGACUGCUUUGCGUGGCUGCAGUGCAAUGAUCCUUGCGGGCCUGUCCUGGCUGUGCUUAGGAUAACUGCUAUCCUCGAGCGUUCUCUCGGCAAUGUUCUGUUUGAAAAAGGAGUUAAGGUGCCAUUUCUUCUGAAGGACAUCCUGAAUGCACCACAGCUACACGAAGCUUUCGGGCCCGAACUAUUUUGCAAGUCAUUGUGGGUUCCUCCGCAGUCUCUCAACCUGCGCAACGUCACGUGGCACGGAUUCGUCAGGCCGGAGGAAGUCGACAGCAGAUAUGCCUACCUCUUGAUCUGCAUUGUCUUUAGCAUCGGAGAACAAAAUUUGCAGCGCCACAGUGUUGAUGAUGUGAAAAUGCAACGCCGAAAAUGCUUUUCACUGGACAAGUACGCGUCAAAGCUGAAUGACAUUCGAGGUGUGAAUUUCAAUCCGGACGAGUUUCUGUCCAUACUUGAUUCCAGUUCUCUGGUUCUUCAGGGAAGAAUGACAUACUGGAAAGCAUGCAUGGAACUUCUAAGCAAGAGUUUGUACGCACAAUGUUUAACACUGGCACUGCCCCAGUUGGAAUGCAUGCUGAGGGUCCUCUACACAGAAGUAAAUGACUGCUCCUAUCGCCUACUAACAGCAGAGAUGAUGAAAUUGUACACAACGAUGGACGAGCCUUUACGGUUACUUGCUAAGGAAAUGGAAUCCGGCUCGACAAACGCUGUCAGAGAGGCCCUCGGAGAUGCUAACCUUGAGAUGUUCCUCGACAUAUUUUCGUACCUUGAAGGACUAAGGUUGAGGGAUAAGGUCUCCCACGGCGAAGUGGACCUCAAGACAGUCAGCCAGAAUCUAGUUCAUCAUGUCUUGCAUCUGACGGCACUUACAUGCAGCACUGAGCAACCUUCAGGUGGAGAUAUGGAGAGUGGCUACGCUAAAGCAUUGAGGAAAGCGUCACAAAGCUAUCGGGCUCAUUUUCACCCUGCUCAGCUUCUGUGGAAAAAGAUACAGAAGGCCACCACCAAGUUGCACCACCUUGGGACAUAUCGACAAUCUAGCGAAGCCGUAAAUAUAAACUGGAAUGCUGAUGAAAUAGAUACCUGUAUGCGUCUUCUGGGCACGAAAUGGAAUGUAAAAUUGCCAAGACAAUGGAGUUCAAGUCUUCUUGCAGAUAUGGAGCUGCUUAGAUUGUCCGUGGUCAACACCGUCCCUAAAACUGUGUUCAGGCCCAGGAAAGAACUCACAGUUGUGACGCUGUUAAGACGGAUAUGUGACGAAAUUUGGUUCACCUUGGACCAACUGAAUCGCACGUUGGCGUCGAGGACCAAGGUCUUCAACAUGCGUGUGUUGCGGUCACGCCAGCGAGAAAACUUCACGAGGCUUCUAGAUAGGCUACUAAAAGCACUAAUGAAGUUUGUUGAAAACUUGCACUCUCAGACGUCUCCCACCCAAAAUCGCUGGGACGAGUCCUGCAAGCUCUGCAAGGAUUGUGUUGUGAUGCUUCUGCGUCACUUGAACAGAGGACUCGACGACACUUUACUCUUCAAUGGGUGACCUUGUAUUGUGACAUAGCAUCUGCGACAUCGGAACUUCAAAUAUGUGCUCGUGUGUCCCGGGGGUUCUGCAAGUUUUGGCAUGUGCAAGAACUGCGCAAGUAAGAUAUGGCCAACCACAUCUAGGUUAGUAUCUGCACACAAGUAGCCUUCAGGCUUUAUGGACACUCUGUAAGCCAGUGUAUUGUAACAUUUUAACGUGCUGUACUACUCAGAGUGAAGCCUUGUAUUUAUAUUG